Pecten maximus is the source of this 2259-nucleotide messenger RNA. Its product is annotated as LIM domain-containing protein A-like. Bases 1 to 2259 code for a protein of 752 amino acids. The record is from RefSeq and is a predicted model, not a curated record. The transcript has a single exon. NCBI's taxonomy places the organism in Eukaryota, Metazoa, Mollusca, Bivalvia, Pectinida, Pectinidae.
AUGUGUCCACAUAAACACCCAUCACAGAAUAAUAUCCAGAAGUGUCCACAUAAACACCCAUCACAGAAUAAUAUCCAAAAGUGUCCACAUAAACACCCAUCACAGAAUAAUAUCCAGAAGUGUCCACAUAAACACCCGUCACAGAAUAAUAUCCAGGAAUAUCUACAUAAACACCCAUCACAGAAUAAUAUCCAGAAGUGUCCACAUAAACACCCAUCACAGAAUAAUAUCCAAAAGUGUCCACAUAAACACCCAUCACAGAAUAAUAUCCAGAAGUGUCCACAUAAACACCCGUCACAGAAUAAUAUCCAGAAAUAUAUACAUAAACACCCAUCACAGAAUGAUAUCCAGAAAUAUAUACAUAAACACCCAUCACAUAAUAAUAUCCAGAAGUGUCCACAUAAACACCCAUCACAGAAUGAUAUCCAGAAGUGUCCACAUAAACACCCAUCACAGAAUGAUAUCCAGAAGUGUCUAUAUAAACACCCAUCACAGAAUAAUAUCCAGAAGUGUCCACGUAAACACCCAUCACAGAAUAAUAUCCAGAAAUAUCCACAUAAACACCCAUCACAGAAUAAUAUCCAGAAGUGUCCACAUAAACACCCAUCACAGAAUGAUAUCCAGAAGUGUCUAUAUAAACACCCAUCUCAGAAUAAUAUCAAGAAGUGUCCACAUAAACACCCAUCACAGAAUAAUAUCCAGAAGUGUCUAUAUAAACACCCAUCACAGAAUAAUAUCCAGAAAUAUCUACAUAAACACCCAUCACAGAAUAAUAUCCAGAAGUAUCCACAUAAACACCCAUCACAGAAUAAUAUCCAGAAAUAUCUACAUAAACACCUAUCACAGAAUAAUAUCCAGAAGUAUCUACAUAAACACCCAUCACAGAAUAAUAUCCAGAAAUAUCUACAUAAACAUCCAUCACAGAAUAAUAUCCAGAAAUAUCUACAUAAACACCCAUCACAGAAUAAUAUCCAGAAAUAUCUACAUAAACACCCAUCACAGAAUAAUAUCCAGAAAUAUCUACAUAAACACCCAUCACAGAAUAAUAUCCAGAAAUAUCUACAUAAACACCCAUCACAGAAUAAUAUCCAGAAAUAUCUACAUAAACACCCAUCACAGAAUAAUAUCCAGAAAUAUCCACAUAAACAUCCAUCACAGAAUAAUAUCCAGAAAUAUCUACAUAAACACCCAUCACAGAAUAAUAUCCAGAUGUGUCCAUAUAAACACCCAUCACAGAAUAAUAUCCAGAUGUGUCCAUAUAAACACCCAUCACAGAAUAAUAUCCAGAUGUGUCCACAUAAACACCCAUCACAGUAUAAUAUCCAAAAGUGUCCACAUAAACACCCAUCACAGAACAAUAUCCAGAAGUGUCCACAUAAACACCCAUCACAGAAUACUAUCCAGAAGUAUCCACAUAAACACCCAUCACAGAAUAAUAUCCAGAAGUGUCCACAUAAACACCCAUCACAGAAUAAUAUCCAGAAGUGUCCACAUAAACACCCAUCACAGAAUACUAUCCAGAAGUAUCCACAUAAACACCCAUCACAGAAUACUAUCCAGAAGUAUCCACAUAAACACCCAUCACAGAAUAAUAUCCAGAAGUGUCCACAUAAACACCCAUCACAGAAUACUAUCCAGAAGUGUCCACAUAAACACCCAUCACAGAAUACUAUCCAGAAGUAUCCACAUAAACACCCAUCACAGAAUAAUAUCCAGAAGUAUCCACAUAAACACCCAUCACAGAAUACUAUCCAGAAGUGUCCACAUAAACACCCAUCACAGAAUACUAUCCAGAAGUGUCCACAUAAACACCCAUCACAGAAUACUAUCCAGAAGUGUCCACAUAAACACCCAUCACAGAAUACUAUCCAGAAGUGUCCACAUAAACACCCAUCACAGAAUACUAUCCAGAAGUGUCCACAUAAACACCCAUCACAGAAUACUAUCCAGAAGUGUCCACAUAAACACCCAUCACAGAAUACUAUCCAGAAGUGUCCAUAUAAACACCCAUCACAGAAUAAUAUCCAGAAAUGUCCACAUAAACACCCAUCACAGAAUAAUAUCCAGAAAUAUCCACGUAAACACCCAUCACAGAAUAAUAUCCAGAAGUGUCCACGUAAACACCCAUCACAGAAUAAUAUCCAGAAGUGUCCACAUAAACACCCCCGUCAUUGUAAUGACAUGCUGAUACAAUCUCUCAGUAACACAUUCUGGAGGGAAGCGCGACAACUCCUGCUCACGCCGGACAUUUUUUUCUAA